Molecule: messenger RNA, 1683 nt
Organism: Cyphellophora europaea CBS 101466
Lineage: Eukaryota; Fungi; Ascomycota; Eurotiomycetes; Chaetothyriales; Cyphellophoraceae
Exons: 1
Coding region: 1-1683 (560 amino acids)
Biological process (GO): carbohydrate metabolic process
Source: RefSeq, a predicted model, not a curated record
AUGGCUUCCCUCUUCGUGGCGGGACUGUCGCUUUUCGCCCUGACUUCUCGGGUGGUCAGUCUAGACAGCGAGAUUGUCUUCAAUGGUACAUGUCCUGACUACGUCGUCUACGCCGGUGAGCAUCAUGGACCAUACUCUGAAGGAGCCUACAACCUGUCUUUCCAGCGCCCUCCAUUGCCGUGCAGGACGUGGAACUCGACUGAAGUCGAAGACACCGUUGAACGCAUGAGAGACAUCAUCACCGACCCAGACCUGUACCGAGUCUUCCAGAAUUCGUUCCCUAAUACUCUCGAUACUGCUAUCCGGUGGCAUGGUGUGGCGUCCAAUAACAGUGAGGAGGAACUGACCUUUAUCAUCACUGGCGACAUCAAUGCUAUGUGGCUCCGCGAUUCCGCCAACCAGCUGCAAUCCUACCUGCCUCUCCUCACCGCCAACUCCUCUAUCGACUCGCUCGCAUCUCUCUUUCGCGGCUGUAUCAACCUUCAGUCUCGCUACAUCAACACAAGCCCGCACUGCAACGCCUUCCAGCCACCUGAAGAGGCUGGGCUCGGUGUGAGCGAAAACCCUUACUCCCAGACGGACGAAGUCACUCCACCUUACUCCAACCAAUCCGUCUUCGAGUGCAAGUAUGAACUCGAUUCUAUUUCUGCCUUCCUUCAAAUAUCCCAUCAGUACUACAUUACCACCUCCGACCUCAAGUUCUUCGACUCCUUCCAAUGGGUCGAUACAGUGCGCACGAUCCUCAACACCGCCUACGACCUCAUGAACGGCACCUACGCGCCCGAUGGUCAAGUGCUCGAGCAGCCCUACACUUUCGAGCGCGAAACCACAUCCGGCACCGAGACCCUCCCCAACGAAGGGCGAGGCAAUCCUGUUCGAGGCGGCACUGGCCUCAUCCGCUCCGCCUUCCGUCCCUCGGACGACAGCAGCAUCUACCAACUCUUCAUCCCCGCCAACAUGAUGUUCAGCUACUUCCUCUCCACCACCGCCGACAUCAUGGCCCAGCUCUCCCACCCUGACGCCCCCACCCUCGCCCCCGAGAUGACCUCCCUAGCCGCCGCCAUCCGCGCCGCCAUCGACGCCGCCGGCCUCACCCUCGCCCCCUCCUCCACCUCCUACUCCAACCUCACCCAAAUCUACGCCUUUGAAGUCGACGGCUUCGGCUCCGCCAACGUAAUGGACGACGCCAACAUCCCCAGCCUCCUCGCCGCACCCUUCUUCGGCUACGACGUCGCCGACCCACGCUACCAAGCCACGCGCGCCCACGUCCUCUCCGAGGUGAACUCGUACUUCAUGCGCGGACCCGUCAUCUCCGCCGUCGGCGGCCCGCACCAGAGCUUCGGCAUGGCGUGGCCGAUGGCCAGUAUCGUGCGCAUCAUCACCGCCGGCACACACCCCAGCCCGUCCACGCCACUGCGGCCGGACGGCAACGGCAACGGCAACGGCAGUGCAGCACCCGCGGCGGCGCAGCUGGACGCGGCGGCCAAGGCGGAGAUCAGGCAGGAGCUACGGCAGUUGGUGGCCAGCACGGACGGGUACGGGCUGAUGCACGAGAGCGUCAACAGCUGGAAUGAAAGUGAUUGGACGCGCCAGUGGUUUUCAUGGGCAAAUGGCCUGUUUGGGCAGAUGGUGCUGGGGCUGGAGGGGACGGGGUUGCUGGAGGAGAGUUACCAGCCUGAGUGA